This is a messenger RNA of Ruditapes philippinarum (Manila clam), 1344 nucleotides long. Its product is annotated as neuronal acetylcholine receptor subunit alpha-3-like. The transcript has a single exon. Gene Ontology annotation, biological process: signal transduction; monoatomic ion transmembrane transport; chemical synaptic transmission. Gene Ontology annotation, molecular function: neurotransmitter receptor activity; extracellular ligand-gated monoatomic ion channel activity; transmembrane signaling receptor activity. The record is from RefSeq and is a predicted model, not a curated record. Bases 1 to 1344 code for a protein of 447 amino acids. Gene Ontology annotation, cellular component: membrane; synapse; neuron projection. Lineage: Eukaryota; Metazoa; Mollusca; Bivalvia; Venerida; Veneridae.
AUGCCAAACAUCGGGUAUAUACACUGUACAUCUAUAAAUGAUACAAAAAGUUUACUUCAUGAUUUAUUGGAUGGAUAUAAUAAAAAUGUACGGCCAGUUGAAAACCAAACCGAGGCCGUUCAUGUAAGAGUAAGACUCAUGUUGGACUCUAUUCAGGACCUUGAUGAGAUUCGUGGUGUAUUUUCAGUAAUGGGCAUUAUGUACAUAGUAUGGAAUGAUGCAAGUAUGGUGUGGGAUCCAGAACAUUACGGGGGUAUAGACUAUGUUAUGACGUCAUACAAAGAGGUAUGGGUUCCUGAGUUGAUUCUCAUCAACCCGGCAGAUGAAUCAGACACUCUUGGUAAGAAAUGGCAGAGAGUUCUCUUUACACAUACAGGACGCGCUUCAUGGUGGCCUACAGAUCUAUUUAAAAGUACAUGUAAAAUAGAUGUUUACAGAUAUCCAUUUGACUCGCAAGAAUGUGUAAUGAUAUUCUCGGCAUGGGGCUAUUUUUUUGGCCAGGUUAAAUUGACUACGUCAAAAAGUGAAAUCGAUUUGAGGCGUUACGUAGAAAGCUCUACAUGGACGUUAGCGAAAUCUCAAGUCAGGACCUCUGUUGAUGGUACAACAAUAGAGUUUGUUGUAAAUUUAGAAAGGAAGCCAGACUUUGUGAUUGUUAACGUUCUCCUACCAUUAUUAUUUCUCAGCUUACUUAAUGCAUUUGUUUUCCUUCUUGUACCGGAAUCUGGGGAGAGGAUUUCCUACUGUAUCACAGUGUUGUUAUCAAUAGCUGUUUUUAUGACUAUUGUAAGUGACACGCUUCCAAAAAGCUCGGAGCCCGUACCAGUUAUUUCAUACAAGUUAAUGGUUGAUAUGGUAAACAGUACCCUUAUGACGUUUGUCACUAUACUCAAUCUCCGUGUGUAUUACAGAAACGACAAGAAAAAUGUUCCUCGGUGGUUAAAGCAGCUUUACAUGUUUGUGUCCUGUAAGUGUGCAAAACGUGAUAUUCAUCCAAUUUCUACUGACUUAGAGAAAAUGAAAUCUACCCGGAAGUUAUCAGUGUUCGAAAACAAUAAGAACAUCACUAUAAGGAGAGGGUCAACAGAUGAUAAAUCAAACAAUGCACCAAAACUUACUACCCUUAAAAUGUCCUCUAUUUCUGUAUUAAAUGAGGAAAAAAGUGUUCUCGAGCCUAUAGAAAAUACGCUAGCCAGGUUGACGUCAGAGGUAGAAGGAAAUUGUUCUGACAAUGCUAACGUGUCAUGGAAAAAUAUCAGUUACAUGAUCGACGGAAUUGCAUUCGUUUUGUUCACCUUUAUGUCUGUGUGUAGCUUUACAGUUUUCUUUGCAAUUACUUAUUAA